Molecule: messenger RNA, 642 nt
Organism: Pseudogymnoascus destructans
Lineage: Eukaryota; Fungi; Ascomycota; Leotiomycetes; Thelebolales; Thelebolaceae
Exons: 1
Coding region: 1-642 (213 amino acids)
Source: RefSeq, a predicted model, not a curated record
AUGCCAACCACCUCUAACAUUGGUCUUGAUCGCGUUGCCUACUGGAUAGAGACUCGAGAGAACAGAUUUGAAGCGUUUAUUCCUUCCAAUAACCAUUCCUCAUCUUAUAAGAACGAAAGCAACGGAGGCACAAGCACCCCACCGAACAGCAGUAUCAGCAGUGGCUUCUUUGAAGAUCAAACUGCUGAUGAUUUACUACACAGAUGUCAGGAUGAUCCACUGAUUCCAAGCGCUGAGGAUAUUGAGAGGACCUUUUGGAGAGGUGAAUCCCAAUGGCGAGAGUGCCUUGGUCUUGCAAAACGGCAACAAACUCUCAGCAUACCCAGAAGCCCAGGUGUUUUGGGGUUGACACAGGGUGUUCCGCUCCUACCUUCUCAGCUCUGUGGCUUAGAGACAAUUAGGGGCUACCCCAUAUGGGAGUUUAUACACCCCGAGCCAGAUGAUAUGCAGAGCUCUAUGACCCACGGAAUGGAUGAUGUUGCCAACCAAACCACUCCAGCAACCCUGGAUGGCUCUGAUUCGACGCAGCCGACCUCACCUCCUGAAGUUGAUGGAUGGAACGUGAAUCAUGCACGUGGCUACGAGAAAAAAUUCAACCUCUCUAUUCCAGAGCCGACAAGGUACCGGCUCAUAGAAGAAUGA